Molecule: messenger RNA, 2724 nt
Organism: Plasmopara halstedii
Lineage: Eukaryota; Oomycota; Peronosporomycetes; Peronosporales; Peronosporaceae
Product: nuclear pore complex protein nup93-like protein
Exons: 1
Coding region: 1-2724 (907 amino acids)
Biological process (GO): poly(A)+ mRNA export from nucleus; protein import into nucleus
Cellular component (GO): nuclear pore
Molecular function (GO): structural constituent of nuclear pore
Source: RefSeq, a predicted model, not a curated record
AUGGCCACCAAGGAUGUAGAUUUCCAGGCAUUGUAUCAGAGCUCGCUCAAGCUGACGACGUCUUUUGGAGAUUCGGGUAUCCCUCGUCUUAAAAAGCAUCUUGAACAGCUGGAUGUUGCGUCGCGCACGCUCAGCGACCAGGUUCCCACUUCAGGCAAUCGGAAGCGUCCAGCUACUGACAAGGCCAGUUUCCUACUAGCUUCCAAAGGAAUCGAUACUGAGAAGCUUAGCAAAGAUUUACAGCAUUUCGAUAUCGCAUCCGAGCUCGAACCCGAGACACCCCUAGGCGAGACGGAUCUCGAGGGAUAUCUAGCUCACCAUCACGAAAUGAUUGUUCUCACAGCCAUUGAAGAAGUGAAUCGCCGCACGGUGGAGUCCACCCACGACCGUAUGAAUCGUGCUAUGAUUGAUGACUUUGAAGAAUCGAAGCAACGCCUUUUGGAAGAUCUAAGCGGUGCUAAGCUGCUUGGGAUCCGCAACUACCCUCGCGUUUCGGAGACGGAUGAAGUCUUCGGAACCAAUAUCUCUUCUUUUGCUCGAGAAAAACGCCAGGCGCUUCAAAAUGCAACUGGUUUAGGACUGAGUGGUGCGUCUUUUGCUGGUCAGCCUCGUUUCCAGGCUCCAGCCAUCACAACUUCAGAAACGCCAUCUUUGCAUAUGUCGCAGUUACAAGAAGAAAGUAUGUUGACAGAAGAGAUGAAGCAAUACUGCAUGAUUGUGAAGGAGCUAAAUAGCUGUCGAGUACCUAAUACACGCAGUCAUUUCGAGCUUGCACGGCAAUUUCAGCGAAUGUGUUCGUCGAAUGUGUCAAUGUCCGUAACUGGCUCCAAAUGGGAAGCAGUAAAUAAGUGCUGGCAGCUUGUCAAUGAUUUGCUGGCAGGGGGAGAUGCCUCAAAAGCUAGUGCACCAAGGCUAGCGGAGCGUGAAUUUGAGGCCAUGAGACAUUCACUGGACGAAAGCCAGCGCUCACUUCUCCAGCAUCAUCUUGUAGUUGGUGCUCGUUUGUUUUUAGAGAAACAAUUUCGUGCAUUUGUGCAGGAAACCGUACAGAAAAACAACUUAGCUAUUGGUGGUGUUCCAAAUCUUUUGUCUGAAAUUAAAGCGUUUGUCAAGCACUUGCACAGCUCACGAUACGCUGCGAAUGAAGGUGGGAGCAGUACUGAUGUGGACAAUAUUUGGGCCAUUGUUUAUUACUGUCUUCGCUGCGGUGGUGAUCAGGAAGCAUUUCAGCUUGUGACCGAUGUUUCAGGUGACUUUUCUGACAUUGAUGCUGAUAUAAUUUGUGCUCUGAAAUACCGAGUACAACAGAGGAGCCUAUAUUCGGACCGCAAUGCUACCCCGUUAAAUGCAUUCUCCAAGCAGUUCCCUGGCGAAUCUGACCGCUUAAUUGGGCGUUAUCAUCGUUUAGUAAGCUCGUCGAUUGACGCAGUCUCUGUGGUAAACCCGUUCGAACGAUGCGUUGUGAAUCUAUUGUGUUUUGGUGAUGUGAACGCCAACGAGCAACGUAUCACGACAACUUUGGAAGAUUAUUUGUGGCAGCGUCUUUGCUUUAUACAAUUCAAAGCAGUAACUCGCUCUGAUUCUGACGGAUCUUAUACAAUCAAUAAGCUAUCCAAAAGUAUGCAGAGAUUUGGACCAACGCAUUUUGAACAGCCUGGAAAUGGGAAUUUCACCGCUUUUUUAUAUUUUGAGAUCCUACUGAUAGCGCAAGAAUUCGAAAAGGCUAUUAAGUAUUUAGCUUCCAAGGGGUUCCUGCUGGAAGCGGUACACUUUGCAAUCACAUUGAACUACUACGGUUUGCUAGAGUGUACUUCGUUCUCGAUGGGUGAAGAAGAUGAACAGACUGUCGAUAUUGUACGCCUCAUCCGUCAAUACAUUCACGGGUUUCAGCGUUCGAACGCUGCUGAAGCUGCAAAUUAUGUGGCUUGCAUACCAGACUUGACAGCGAAAAAGGAGUUGCUGUCAGAGCUGCUUCUUGACACACGCAUGUUUGACGUACUGGCUGGUUUCACGAACAAUACAGACGGGUCACGUACUCGCGGACUGUACGACUACCUGUUAAAAGACGAGCCUGACGAUGAGGUCAAGGGAUUAAUUCUAUUAGCUGCGCAUAAGGCUGAGGCUCGUGGUCGUCUACACGAUGCUUUUACAUUGUUGAAAAGUGCAGGCGACAUUGAAGGAGUCCUUGUGUUGCUUAACUCGCAGCUUAGUUCGAGUUUGUCCGCUUCUAAGCCAGAACGAGAGGAAUGGUUUCGUGAAGCCAAGGGGUUUGCUGAAAAAUGGAUGCGUUUUCCGUGGGUGCAGACCAUUGCUAAUCGGCAUGCGCGCACCGCUGCUAUUGCCUUUCAGACACUCUUGAAUAUAAGUAUUUUCUUGGAGAUAUUUGAAAAGCACCAGUAUGAAGAUGCUAUUGGAUUCGUUGAUGAAUUGGAGGUUGUUCCAACCCAAACCUCGAGUAAUUUGUCUCUCUGCGUCGACCGUUUUGUCGCCUUCGACGAAAGUGUUCGACAAAACUUUCAUAUUCUUAUGCUUGGCUACAUGGAGUGCCUUGUGCGUGAUGCAGAACGCCUAAAGACUCAAAUUUCUGGUGAAGCCCGACGUGGUGGUAUCGCCGCUUUGCGUAAAAAGGCUGAACUUCUCGUCACUUUCGCAGGGAUGAUCAAGUUACGAUCACCCUCGGGUACAAUCGAACGGUUAAAUCGUAUGGAGGCCAUGAUCUACUAG